AACCAUUGUCACCGAAUGAACCCAUUGCACAAGCCUGCCACUUUGGAUUUUGAAAAGCCUCUUGUUGAUCUGCAAAAGAAGAUCUUUGAUGUACAAAAGAUGGCAGACGAAACUGGUCUGGACUUCACUGAUCAGAUUCAAUUAUUGGAGACUAAGUACCAGCAGGCUUUAAAGGAUCUCUAUACGCAUCUGACUCCUAUACAGCGGGUCAACAUCNCACGACAUCCUAACAGGCCAACUUUUCUUGAUCACAUCUUUAACAUAACUGAAAAGUUUAUGGAAAUCCAUGGUGAUCGGGCAGGUUAUGAUGAUCCAGCUAUUGUUACUGGUAUAGGGUUGAUCGGGCUUAAUCUAUUUUUGCUAUGUAGGCACAAAUUCUACUUGGAGAAGGGGGACUUAGCUCUUGAUACUAAAUGA
Vigna radiata var. radiata (mung bean) is the source of this 417-nucleotide messenger RNA. RefSeq names its product acetyl-coenzyme A carboxylase carboxyl transferase subunit alpha, chloroplastic-like. The transcript has 4 exons. Gene Ontology annotation, cellular component: acetyl-CoA carboxylase complex. Lineage: Eukaryota; Viridiplantae; Streptophyta; Magnoliopsida; Fabales; Fabaceae. The coding region runs from base 16 to 417 and encodes 133 amino acids. The record is from RefSeq and is a predicted model, not a curated record. Gene Ontology annotation, biological process: fatty acid biosynthetic process. Gene Ontology annotation, molecular function: acetyl-CoA carboxylase activity; carboxyl- or carbamoyltransferase activity.